This is a messenger RNA of Toxoplasma gondii ME49, 1453 nucleotides long. RefSeq names its product ethylene inducible protein, putative. NCBI's taxonomy places the organism in Eukaryota, Apicomplexa, Conoidasida, Eucoccidiorida, Sarcocystidae. The transcript is spliced from 6 exons. Bases 257 to 1180 code for a protein of 307 amino acids. Gene Ontology annotation, molecular function: amine-lyase activity. Gene Ontology annotation, biological process: pyridoxine biosynthetic process; pyridoxal 5'-phosphate biosynthetic process; amino acid metabolic process. The record is from RefSeq and is a predicted model, not a curated record.
CCAUUUUCCUCUGGCCCUUUCCCCAAUCCUUCGUCUCUGGUUUUCCACCCUUUUCUGGCGGCCAGUUUCUGCUUUUUGCCGCAAGUUUCUUCACUUUCGCGGCUCUCCUCCACCUUGGCGAGUCCCGCCGCUCUGCCGUCUCCCGUCUUGCCUCUCAAGUGUACAUACACCCUGUGCGGUGUCUGCGUACGCGCCAGAGGUCGCUUUUCUCCGAACUUUCUUUUUCCGCCUGCUCUUUCUUGCGAAGUCCGGCAUCAUGGACCAGGCAGCGACUUCUGCAGCCGCCAGUCAGCGCGGGACCGCCCGAACCAAGCUCGGUCUCGCGGAAAUGCUCAAAGGCGGUGUCAUCAUGGACGUGAUGAACGUGGAGCAGGCGCGGAUUGCUGAGAAAGCUGGCGCCUGUGCAGUCAUGGCUCUCGAGAAAAUCCCCGCCGACAUUCGCCAGUCUGGUGGCGUAGCCCGGAUGUCGGAUCCGGCGAUGAUCGAAGAAAUCAUGAAGGCGGUCUCCAUUCCGGUGAUGGCCAAGUGUCGCAUCGGUCACUUCGUGGAGGCGCAGGUUCUCGCAGCGAUCGGCGUCGACUUCAUCGACGAAAGCGAAGUGCUCACCGUGGCGGACGAAGAAAACCAUAUUCUGAAGGAGAAGUUCUCAGUGCCGUUCGUCUGCGGCUGCAGGAACCUCGGCGAGGCUCUCCGGCGCGUCGCGGAGGGCGCCUCAAUGAUCCGCACCAAAGGGGAGGCGGGGACCGGCAACAUCGUGGAGGCUGUGCGUCACAUUCGCACCGUGAAUCGCGAGGUCGCGUUGCUCCGAGCUCUCGACGAAGAGGAAGUUUUCUCUUUCGCGAAACAGAUCCAGGCACCUCUCGCGCUGGUCGAGGAAACGCGGCGCCUCGGUCGUCUCCCCGUCGUCAACUUCGCUGCCGGAGGUGUAGCUACACCCGCGGAUGCAGCGCUCUGCAUGCAGUUGGGCGUCGACGGCGUCUUCGUCGGCUCUGGAAUAUUCAAGUCUCAGUGCCCGGAAAAGACGGCGCGCGCGAUUGUCGAGGCCGUCACGCACUUCGAUGACGCGGGGCGCCUCGCGCAAGUUUCGCGGAACCUCGGCGAGGCGAUGCCCGGUCUCACGAUGGACCGCAUCGAGCGAUGGGCUGGCAGAGAUACCUCCCUCUCGUCUUCCAUCGUUUGAGUCACUCCGAGAGCAAACGACAAGGAAAGGUGAAGAAAGACGAGAAGAAGGGAGAAGACAAAGAAGAGGAAGAAGACAAAGCAGAGGAAGAGGCGAAGUACAAGGAGAGAAGGUGGAGCAAACGAGGUUGUCCUGAAAAAAUUCAUUUUUCAAGUCUCAGCGCGGGAGUGACACCACAAGGACAUUUUGCGGACGGACAGCUGGAGUGCAACCUCUCUACACCAAGUACUCUUGUAUACAUAUGUCUACCGAAAUGUAUAUGUAGAGAUGGAG